CACAAUGCAAAAUCAUAUUUCAGAAAUAAAAAUAUGAAAGUCCUAUUUUAAAAUUCUGUCUAUAUUUUAGUCUUAUUUAAGAUAUUUAUGGUUAACAAGAAAUUAUUGUUGCAAGGAGUCAAAUAAAUUAAGGAAACCUCGAGAUUUCAGCACUGCUUCGUCUUCUUCGUCGUCUCCACCUCUGGGAAGAAUCGAGCUCCGUACCAGAUACAGAGUCAAAUACAUAGAAGUAGAGAGCUUGUGAAGAAGUAAUGGCAGGCAAUGGCGAUCGAGUACCCGUGGCGUUGUACUGGGGAGGUGAAAUCAUAAAGAACGGAUACCUGGGGUCCGCAGACUACUCGGAGCCGCCGAAAACAAUGUGCUUCGUGAGCCGCGGCAGCAGCCACGAUGAGCUGGUGCGCGAAGUGCGCUUUGCAAUGAACGCGGAUGAUGACGAAGACGAUACGAAAAGCCUCACUCUGUUCGGGAAGCACCAGACGACCCUUUCGGGAGGGAAGCUCAUGUUCGUUUCGGUCCCGCUCACGGACGACCGGUCGUGGAAGUGGUUUCUUGAAGCAAACACGGUCUCUGAGCCGGUCCACGUGUACGCGGUUGUUGCAACAAGAAUGCCCGAAUCCGGAACGGGCGCGGGUAGGAACAAGAAGCGGGCGAGGGAAACGGGAGAGGCAACGACGACAGUGAAGAUCGUUGUGAAAACCAUUAUGGGGAAGAGGUUUACCCUGGAGGUUGAAUCGUCGGACACCAUUGCUGACAUCAAGGAACAGAUUGAGGAGUCGGAGGGGGUUCCGGCUGACCAGCAGCAGCUCCUCUUCCGUUGCGGGCAGCUUGAGGACUGCCGCACAAUCGGGUUCUACAACAUCGAGAAGAAGUCCACUCUCCUUCUCGUUCUCGUUCUCGUCCGUCCGGCCACCGCUGUGAUAUGAACAAAUAAAUAAAUUCUUCUCUCCCAACCACAUUUUUCAAACAGACGUCUUCGAUCUAGUAGCUCGUUGACACAUGACUUAAAAUAUAUGAUGAAGUUCUUUUGACACAUUCUCUUUCUACAUUUGAAAUCAUUUUUACACUCUAUUUCUUUUUUUUAAAUCGCUGUUACUCUUUUACUUUUUCAAUCACUUUUUCUCCAGUCCAUCACAAAUUUGCCUUAAUCCAUGGGAAAUCCCACAUUCCCAAAACUCAUGGGACAGAGGGAGUGCAAAAAGCAGAGUCAACAAAGGUGUAACAUAUGAAGAACCUUAUCUUACAAGUAGUUGUGUUCAAACAUGAUCCCGUCCUCAGUCUCCAUGGCGGGUUCAUUCCACUACUGAGUUUUUCUUGCUCGCUUGAUUAAGCCUUUGGUUUUGCUUGUAAUUGUGGAGAUGGAAUGCUAGCUAUAAAUGGCUUCAAGUUUU
Cuscuta campestris is the source of this 1388-nucleotide messenger RNA. Lineage: Eukaryota; Viridiplantae; Streptophyta; Magnoliopsida; Solanales; Convolvulaceae. The record is from the annotation of a GenBank genome assembly.